Molecule: messenger RNA, 654 nt
Organism: Cooperia oncophora
Lineage: Eukaryota; Metazoa; Nematoda; Chromadorea; Rhabditida; Trichostrongylidae
Source: the annotation of a GenBank genome assembly
CACGAACGUCGUCGCCAUUAUGGCGAGAAUCCUGGCGGUGAAUCGUUCGGCACGGACAUCUCCGAUCCGCAUUCCUCCUAUUCGCGUCAGACGCACAGCAAACAUGCCUCAUUCGAGCAGAAUCUCUCCGUGGACAUUGCUGAUGCGUCAUAUUUGACACCUAUGGGACCACCACCCCAAUCUCAAUUGGGUAUCCCUCCAUCCGGUCAAAUAUCUCCUCAUAUGGGGAAUCAUAUCGGAUCACAACAGCCCACCUAUAUGGUCAAUCAUGUGAACUUCAAUUUACAACCUGGGCCACAGAUGGUCAUGCAGCAACAGCAGCAAGAGGAUAUGAUGCCUGAGAACUACACGCAGCCUGGGCAGUUCGAGGACGUACCUGGUACCACUCACCUCCAGGAUGUUGCGGAAGUGGCCGAACCUGUAGAACAACCACCCCCAAAAUCGACGACGUCGUCUACGCUCAAUCCGAACCUUGCCAACAAUCCUCAGAGCUCAUCGCGAUUUUCACUCAGUGAUGAUCACUUCGAUCAGUAUGUGAUGGCAGGCACGAGCAUGCAGCCAAGACUUCGUCGAAAUCGCCCAUCUCUGAUGCGACAAAGCGACGUGAACGACGCUACAUCAGUACGUUUCAUAUCACGUAUUAUUGCGCUGUAA